Messenger RNA from Maniola jurtina (meadow brown), 995 nucleotides. RefSeq lists its product as uncharacterized. The coding region runs from base 68 to 931 and encodes 287 amino acids. The transcript is spliced from 2 exons. The record is from RefSeq and is a predicted model, not a curated record. Lineage: Eukaryota; Metazoa; Arthropoda; Insecta; Lepidoptera; Nymphalidae.
UAUUACCUAGCUAAUUACAAAUACUAAAUUGCUCUGUGAUAAGAAUAGAAUUUAAAAUUUUUGAAUAAUGGAAGCUGUUAUAACAAUAUCAAUUAUUUUUUUAAUAUUUUUCACGUGUAGUGAGCAGCUUAUUCUUUCCACUGUAGAUUCACAAAAAUUGCCACUGCGCUAUGGCUUUCAUCGGACCUCAGAGUGUGAUAAUUAUGAAAAGGCAUUUUUAUGCAUCCAAAAAUGCGUAGAUAAUGGCUAUGAUGUAGCAUAUUCAGAUAAAUAUUGUUUUUGUACUUGCUACGUUAAGAAACAAAAAGCUAAAUAUACUCUGGAACAUCAAUUGAAUAAAACUAGAUGGAGACUAGGAACACCAAAAACAACAAAACCUGCAUGGGUACAAAACCUAGCAUUUAGUGCUCUAAAAACUACUUCAGAAUCUAUGCAGGUUAUUAAAACAACUGAAGCAGAAAAAAAAGAUACUACUGUUUUUCACGAUAUAAACAACGAAACUGGAACUGUAUACGAUCACAAUUCAACCAUUAGUGAUAGUACUGAAAUAAUUAACAGUCAAACUAGUAAUAGGAUAAGCAAAGCUAGUAAUAGGCCAUUAGCAAGCGAUGCUACACAUGGAACGGAUAGUCCAACAUCAACCGAUGCUACAAAAGAAACGGAUAGUGUAAUAGCAAGCAACGCUACUAAUUCAGCUGACAAUCGAUUACUAAGUAAUGCAACAAUUAUACCUGAUCGUUUAAGUUCAAUCAGUGUUACAAAUACAACUGAUAUUGAAGAUGCAAAUAGUACUAUAAACGCAAAAGACAGUGCAAGUAGCGCUACGAAUGCAACUGUAAGUGUAAAAGAAAGUGAAGAUACAAAUUCAACUAUACAAGAUGUGAAAAAUGAAAAGAGUACUCUAAAUGCAAGCAAUAUUGUUACUCUAUAAAUAGUGUGUUAUUUAAUAAAAUAUUUUUUUUUGUGAACAUAAGCAUCAUGAAUUUCUAGAUUUC